UGUAGGAGACUCUUUACAACGGUUCCUGAAAGUUUACUGGUGUGGCUGCUUUCAGGAAGGGAGACAGAAACCAAAACAGGGGUACAAGGAAAGAGACAAACAAGGAAGAACAAGAACCCCCCCCCCCCACUACAAUAAUGAAGACGAGAUCAUACAGGCAACAAGGUCUGUAGUCAUUUAAGAAACAGGAUGCUGAAAUAAAACCUUCAAAAAUAAUAACCCAUUAUGCAACUGAUCUGACAAGCAGCAAGAUUUCAAAAAAUCUGCAUGACACUGCCACUUAUGGGAUGGAAAAUAUUCACCAUGCAGCACUUCAAAACAAAACAGUUUUCCAUAUAAAUAUCUUAAAAAGACUGAAAGGGGAAAAUACACUGAUAAAGAAAUGUAAAAGAAGUUCAGAAAAGCUCUUGGCACCAUAGCAUACCAAAGAAAUGAUGUCGAAAGCAUGUCCAGAAAGAAGUAAAGUUAUAAGAAAAAAGUGGGGCACAUUAUUAUAAAAUGCUGUUUUGUUAAAAGGAAGAUACAAACUUUUUCAUUCACUGGCCUGAAACUGUCUCUGGUAAAAGAGAAGUGAGCAAACUGCUUCUUCUACAGUCAUAACAGUGGUGCCUUUUUUCUAAACUCUUCUGCUCCGUAGAAUUUGGCCGUCGACUUAAAAUACUUGAAGAGAGCUAACCUACCUCCGGAUACUUACUGUAGCUAGACUCCCUUCUAGCCUCUCUGCUGUGUUGUUUACCUGUUGUUGCUACUUACAAGUGCGGGACAGGAAACAAACGUACCCCCUGUGAUUCUGUUGUGCUUCUUUCUUCACGUCUAACAGGUGGAAGAAUAACUGAGUGAGGGCGACUUUAUCCGACGAGGAAUGACUCUUUGGUAUGCAGCAUGUGCUCAGGAAUAAAGAGAGCCAAGAAGAGGAAAACGAGCAAAGUGACAGAGAAAAGAACCAAAGGACAAUGUCCUCAAUAUCUACUGAGUACCAGAAGCCUGAGGAGUUCCAGUGCAUAGCAAAGUCCAGACGAGAAAGCUUCUUCAAAUCUGGUGUCAUGUCACCUAGCAUAGAGGAACACUUCUAUCCAUUCGUUCUGGAGAGGCAGGAAUCCUAUGUAGGAGACACGUCCGCAGCUGUGGAGGAAGAAGAAGAAGACCUGACUCUGGUGCUUCAUCGCAAGCAGAGGGACUUGCACCUGGCAGCAGAACUGGGCAAGGCACUGCUGGAGCGAAAUGAGGAGCUGAGUCGCAGGUACGAUGCACUACAGCAGGAGUUCGUGGAGAAAAUAGAGAGCUUGGAGCAGGAGAAACAUGAGCUACGUUUGAGGCUUGAGGCACAAGAAAGCUUAUGGGAAACACGGGUAUCUGAGCUAGAGACUGACCUAACAGCAGUGAAAGCAGAAUUUGAACGUCAGCAGAAUGAGAAGAGAGACACCAGUCGUGAGAAAUCACAUGCUGUACAGGAACUAUCGGAACAGAACCAGCGUCUGGUUGAGCAGCUGAGUAAGGAUCAGUCAUCUGCAAAACCGCAAUAUGAUGCCAACAAUGAGGCCCCGCUUUCUCCAGCAAUUGCUUCUGAUUUGCUGGAAGAUGGUAAAUAUGACAACAAACUCAAAUGUGUCAUCCACUGUGGCAGUUAA
Molecule: messenger RNA, 1628 nt
Organism: Protopterus annectens (West African lungfish)
Lineage: Eukaryota; Metazoa; Chordata; Ceratodontiformes; Protopteridae
Product: BICD family-like cargo adapter 2
Exons: 4
Coding region: 876-1628 (250 amino acids)
Biological process (GO): Golgi to secretory granule transport; vesicle transport along microtubule
Source: RefSeq, a predicted model, not a curated record